AUGGACCCGUUAUCGCUCACAGCAAAUCUCGCUGCCGUCAUCGGCCUCAUCGACACAAUAUGUCGCAUCGGAAAGGAAACAUACCAGCUCAUUGCGGCUGUAAAGAAUGUCCCCGCAGAAAUCCAACAGCUGCAGGUGGAGAUGCACGAGGUGGAGUUCCUCCUCGAAAAUGUCCAUCGCUACUGUGAUGAGUACCAGAACAGAUUGCCUUCACUGAGCUUGCAGAAGACCUCGCCGGUUAUGCAUAUCUACUCAACUCUCAAAUCCCUGGAGAAAGAGUAUGAUAAUAUCUCCGCCAUUGUGGCCAAGAACCUCGAUGUUCAGUCGAGUCGUACGAAGCAGAAGCUGAAGAUGGUGGGAGGAAGAGUCAAAUUGGUGCUUGGAGGGAAGUUGGAGCGUUCAUUUCGGAAUCUGGAUAGAAGCGAUUGGAUAGUAUUCAUGAUGCUGUGUCGACUAUCAGAGACAGUAGUCAGAUACCUGUCGAAUAUCGACGACAGGUCUGCAGCUUGGUCAGAGAAAGGUCAAGACCGGCCUGACUUUUCUCAAUCUCUCGAGGCUAUCGACACGCUCAUGGCACAGCUCACAGCUAUGAAAAUACGCAUCGAAAAGCAGGAUGACAAGAUAGAAGUUUCCAUGGACAACUGGGACAACUUUGAAGAUGUCAAACGCGCUUCUCUGCCUCUGAUGUUGCUCCAAUCCAAGGUCCGAGAAGCAUUACAGUUGUUGUCGACCCCGCAACCGGGACAUGAGAAGCUGUCCAAUAUAGAUGUGCAGUGGGUUCGAACUGAGCUGGAGAGUCUGCUCGCGAGUAGCCACGAGAAAGCCGCGACCGCCAUCAAGAUGAAUUCGCAGAAAAGCAACACUGUCCCCCGUGAUUCUAGACGGCAUAUCGCAGGCAAUAUUUCUAACAAACGAGGAAACAGAUUGCAACCUACUCAGCAGAUUGUAUCAUCGCAGGUUGUGCUCCAAGAUUCUCCCGCGGGCAAAGUCUCCAUCCGGGUCCAGUGGACCAAAGAUGCUGACUCGAAAUCCGCCCGUGCAUCUGACAUUCUUCUUCUCCUGGCACCCAAUCCACAGGUGGCAGAAGAUGGUCUUCUUGUUUCGCUUUCGAGGCUUCAUGACGGGUUGAGUAAGCCCACAAUCACGCGACAUGUCUCAGCCUACGCGAUCGUCGAGACAACAUCGCCUGUAUUUACAUGUGUCGAGGCCAAUGACAUACAAUCGCUACGGCUACUUUUGAAGAGCAGGGAAUUUUCGCCCACCGUGCGAAAUACGGAAAAUGAGAGUCUCUUAUCUUUUGCGGCACGACUCCUUCGCUUCGAGAUGUGUGACCUCCUUCUCAAUGAAGGAGCAGACCCCAACCAUUGCCGCAGUGACGGAGCAAACGCGAUCUACGACGUACGAAAUGCCUUCUGGUACCGAGCAACCAAUUAUACCAUCCACAAAGCCACCCUUUACCGUAUCCUCCGUCUAUUCAUCUCCGCCGGCUGCGACAUUAACUCCGUCGCUCUCGGUGGCAGCCCCCUCCAUUUCACCGUCAGCCAUACGCUUCCCGGCUCUGAGCUCAUCAAUGAGGAAGAGAUCGUCGCUCUAAUCAAUCUACUAGUCGGCAGUGGCUGUGACAUCGAGCACAAGAACGCCGACGGCCUCACCCCACUCUUGUACAACGCCUGCAUCCCACGAUGGCACGGAGUUGUGGUGCUCCGGGAGCUUCUCCAAUGGGGCGCAAAUCCGCACGCAACGUCCCACCUCGGCGAGGGCGCGCUGCAUCUGGCCAUGGCGUUUUCAGGGCCGGAAUCUGUGCACGGCCAGUUGGAGGGGGAUUCGUUGGAGACACGGCUCGGCAUCCUGCUGCAGGUGGGAUGCGACCCGAAUCUGCGAGAUGGAUACGGACACACUCCGUCGGACUUUGCGCUGAGUUCUCCACGGAUUUGGUUCCAGUGGUGCUUGGCUGUGGAGAGGGUUGGGCUGUCUGUGAAGGAUGUUUUGGGCAGGGAGGGUGUCUCCGAAGACGUCCAGCCGGUGCAAGGCUCUGCUUCCGCAGAUUCAGAUUGGGAAUCUUGCAGCGGCAGUGACGACGAGGAUGGAAGUGAGGAGAGCACGGGCUCGGAAACUUGCUCGGACACCGAACACAUCUUCCUCUGCUGGAACGGGUUCUUCCCAUGGAGUGUUCCGCCGUGCUGUGCCGAUUGUGGUCUCGUUUGCGAAGCAGAUGAUAUCAAGCGGAGGAAAUGGGACGCCUGGAUGGUCUUUCAGGGAUUGAGAACAAAAUUCAUGAUCAAUAACCUUAAUUAG
Messenger RNA from Aspergillus lentulus, 2295 nucleotides. Lineage: Eukaryota; Fungi; Ascomycota; Eurotiomycetes; Eurotiales; Aspergillaceae. The record is from RefSeq and is a predicted model, not a curated record.